Molecule: messenger RNA, 2886 nt
Organism: Lingula anatina
Lineage: Eukaryota; Metazoa; Brachiopoda; Lingulata; Lingulida; Lingulidae
Biological process (GO): protein ubiquitination; Notch signaling pathway
Source: RefSeq, a predicted model, not a curated record
UUUUCUUGAAGAGAGAAGGUCCAAAAAGCAUUCAGAUUCGGGUGCGACCGUGGGCAGUGUGGUGACCAAUGUCUAUAAUAAAGAGAGAAUAUCAUCAGUACAACGACCCCCAGAUCACCAUUUUGACCAUCAUGGCGGUCCCAGUCAGGUUACAGUGCAGAUAGAGGCGGAGGAUGACAAUUGCCCGAUAUGUAUGGACACAUUCACUCAGAAAACAACACUGGACCGUUGCAGACAUAGCUUUUGCAAGGAUUGCCUAGAGAGGGCGCUUGCUGUACAAAACAAGUGUCCCAUCUGUGGAGAUCUGCUGGGGGAACAGCGAGGGAACCAACCCGACGGAUAUAUAGACUUUAGCUACGACCACGGGUCUUUGCCAGGCUACGAGGGCUACAAGACAAUCGUUAUCAAAAUAAUAUUCCCCGACGGGAUUCAACAGGAGGAUCACCCCCAUCCAGGUUAUCCAUACAAAGGCACCAGGCGUACGGCUUUCUUACCUGAUACCGCUGAGGGCCGUGAAGUCAAAGAGCUUUUAAGGAGGGCAUUCGCCGCCAAACUCCUUUUCACUGUGGGCCGGUCUGUCACCACUGGGAAAGACGACACCGUGGUGUGGAAUGAUGUGCACUUUAAGACGAAUCGUACUGGAGGACCACAGAGGUAUGGUUAUCCAGACCCAACUUAUUUGUCAAGAGUAAAAGAAGAGCUGGCUGCUAAGGGUAUAAAGUAACGGGAAAGUCAAAAUUAUGCAUCUUCAGGGCAGAUACUAACUGUAAUUCACUUACUGUCUGAAACUUCUUGCACGAAAUGGUUAAUGUAUUAUGUGUGUGACGAACAGAAGUUGAGAGAAAAUAUUUGGACUGGCUUCGGUUGUGUUCAUAAUGAACCUGUGUAUUCAAAGUUUUUUUUUUUUGAUUAUUGAUUGUUGUUGAUUAAGGUAAAAUCUGUUAAAGUUACCCCCCACCCACCUCCCCAACCCCGUCAAUUCCAUGAGCUGCUUAUCUUGCAUGUUUUUAUCUUUAAACUAAUUUUCAAUAUUCUAAAGGCAUAGACGGUAUUUCGUCCUGUUUCUAAAUAUAUUGCAAUUUUAACUGACAACUGUUUAAAUAUGUUACAUUAAAACGUUUUAACUAAAUACGUUGUGAAAUAGAUAAUUAUUAGUAAAUUGAGAUACUGGUAGAAGGAUGUGAACUGUGCAUCAUGGGAGUUGUACUUCGUAAAUUGUGCUACAUGUACAUAUCAAUUAAACUUUAAGUUCCUAAGUUGCGAAAUAUAUAUAAUUUUUGCCAAUACAUGGUAUCCAAAUUGAAAUAGACAAACGUAAACUGCUAUUAUGAAGCACUGCAACCAGUAAUUUCAUAAGGUACAUGUUGUAAAUUGUGAUGCGUCGUCUUUAUCAAUUAUGUCUAAAGUGUCAUCUCGUAGAUGCUAAUAUAUCGUGUGAAAUACUGAUCAAUAGCGAAAUUAACAAAUAAUACAAUCUAUUACAGCAUAUCUUUGUUUGUUUGUUUUGUAUAACAGGCGUGUACUGGAGAGAAAGAGAGAGAGAAAGGAGGGCUUUCAGGAAAAAUGAAACUUCGACAAAGGUCACAAAGGAAGCGAGACACAUGACUACUAAGACCUCGGUCCAUGACAUUUUAUAUUUUAAAGCCUUAUCUAAGUAUACGGUUGGUUUAAAAAAAGACACAGUGCCUAUUAGCCUUUUCGCUGCUUCCUGAACACUGAUAUGAUAAAGAAAGAAAAGAAAGAGAAAAGUAGCGGGGGAGGGAAGUAUUUACUUUUGUUUCUGUUUUUUCCCAUUUCUGUGAAUGAACAUUUUGUCCAACAUGUUCUUCCACCGUAUUUUAUAUAGGUGGCAGGCGAGACAAGUGUCAGGAGGACGGGAGGGAGUCUCACAACAAUCAAAAAGGGGGCGCAAUUUGCGAGCACUUUAUUCAUAAAACGUCCGAACAGAAAACGAACGGAAAAAGAAACUGGACUAAAGCCAUACUUAUCUCAACCCUGCAUGUCGCUGAUUUUAUAUUGUACCGCCGUGGAACCCAAAACGACUCUUCGAGUUAUCUUUUAACAGUGAAGUUCAGGUAGAGCUCUGUGCUACUACUGUUUUUUAUGCACAGUAAACCAUGUACAGAAUUACCUCCUUGGCUUAGUUAAUAAAAAUCAAAUUUCUAUUACUAGAGUCCCUCCCGUAAUGGAAAUAGACUGACGAAUUUCAAUCGUGAAAUUUGAAGUUUAGAACUUAAACACGGGUUUACAUAUUGGACUUAUCUCAGCGGUUUUGGAUGAGGGUAAAUAUUGUUGAUGAAGUGAAAGCUGCUGAAAUUUCCAGAAUUUCUCUUUAUAAAGGUCUAAUGCGCACUUAAUUUUUCAAAAAUUGUUCAUUAGUUGAAAGAGAGUGAAAUCAUUUCAUUUGCUGGGCUCAAACUGACGACUGUUACUCAAAAAUUUAAAAUUCAAAUCGACAUUAGGAAAAUAUCAACUUAUCAAUGUAAUCUUGACCAUUUAUUAUUUCAUUGUAUAAAAGAAUGAGCUCACUCACAAGACCAAUAGAUUGAGGCUACUUUUAUAUCUUUAUAAACAAUUUCCUAAAGGGACUUAAUCUUAAAAAUGUACAAAAAGACACGAAUAAAAUUUCACUAUCGUUAAAAUAUUUAAGUAAACUAUUAUAACUUCAAAAUGACCUUUUGAGCUCAUCACUUUUGUCUUACGAUAAUUAGUCAAAACAAGCUUUAAAACGAUUUUUCUGCACUAGUAAUUUUCCAUAAAACUCACAUUAUUCAUAUUAGAAUACCUUGCUGCAUUCCCAAAGAAUACCGCCUACAAAUGACGUUGGCCUAUAGCACUGUACCUACGAUCUUUAAGUCGACGCCCAACCGCUUACUAAAGAACAAU